AUGGUUCAGUACAUCCCACCUCCAGACUACCGGAGUCUUCUCCCACCUCUCCUCGCCUGCUUACCCACAGCUUUUGUUUCUCCUCGAGCACCUCCUGCCCUACUGCCUCUCCUGUCUCCCAUACUUCGUCAACGCGUUCAGCUACUCGCCGCCUCUUCAUCCUCCGCAUCCGACUCAUGGCUACCUCUUCUAUGUUGGGAAUCAGAGCCUGCGAAGAGGCUUGUGGACAUAGUGUCAGAGAGCGACGCGUUUGAAUUACACCCCGUAUCUGGUGAGAUCGACUUUGGUGAUGUGGAAGACAUCAGCUACAAGCGAUUGGACGAAGAAACGCUCCAGGCAAAGGUGAUAGUCACAGACUUAGGGCUGAUCAUCAUAUAUCUUUGGUGCGAAGGAGAUCAAGAAGGCGGCGGGAGUGGCUGGCGUGUGUCCGAGGUCAGGCCGAUAAAGGGAGACACGGAAAUGGCUGUUAGUAACUGGUGUCCUACUAUGGCCGAAGCAGAUGAGAAGGCUAAAGAGAAUAUGAUGGAAGAAGCAAUACGACAAGGCGAGGAUACUUCGGCUAUGCACGGAAUGGACAACGACAACAUUGGCAUCGAGGAUCAGCAAGAAGACGAUGAUGAAGAUGAUGAUGACUACUGGGCUCAGUAUGACAAAACUCCUGGAACGCAAAGAUCGCAGUCUGCUCUGUCAAAUCCGACAAAGCACAUGAGGACUACAUCGGACGCCGAGUACUUCGAUCGAUAUGCUCAAGUGCAGCCGGAGAUGGACAAUGACGACCCUUCCGGAGAUCGCGGAGCAAUAGGAGGGUCAACCUUGAAAGGCGAUGUUAUGGCAUCUUCCAUGCGCAAUGCAUCAGAACUCGACAAAGGUCCUCCUCAAGACACGUACGCUUUAUCUUCCGCGGAUGAGGGUAUCAGUCAACCUACGGCAUCACCAUCAGCCGGCCCAGCCGCAGUGUCAAGACUGGAGGAAUCAGCGGAGUCUCAGUCGAUUGCUGAGGUGGCUGUCAAGCAGCACGUCAGCACAAGCGUCAAAAGUCUGUUCCGGCUGUGCAGAAGCAGUGGGAUGGAGAGGUCCGAUUUUGACCGGAUGGUGCGAAUCGAGCUCGAGACGUUGAGUAUGAUGGAAGAGGAUGACUGA
Messenger RNA from Letharia columbiana, 1140 nucleotides. RefSeq lists its product as uncharacterized. The record is from RefSeq and is a predicted model, not a curated record. Lineage: Eukaryota; Fungi; Ascomycota; Lecanoromycetes; Lecanorales; Parmeliaceae. The transcript has a single exon. The coding region runs from base 1 to 1140 and encodes 379 amino acids.